Corapipo altera (White-ruffed manakin) is the source of this 752-nucleotide messenger RNA. RefSeq names its product serglycin (gene SRGN). Lineage: Eukaryota; Metazoa; Chordata; Aves; Passeriformes; Pipridae. The record is from RefSeq and is a predicted model, not a curated record. The transcript is spliced from 3 exons. Bases 159 to 611 code for a protein of 150 amino acids.
CUUUUCUGUACAUGUCUCACUCUCGUCAGUCAGGAAGUGGUGACGCAGGUUAUGGGUUGGGUUUGGGGUUUUGGAAACCUUUUCUCAAAGUCGAUCUCCUCGCUCUGCCGUAUUUCUGAAGUGUGAAGCAGUGGCGAAGGCUGGUUGUGAGCAGAGGGAUGCCAGCCAAAAUGCAGCUCCUUAUCAGAUGUAACGGGAGGAUUUUCCUGGCUGUUUGUUUAAUCCUCUUUGUGGGAUACACAGCACAAGGUGCUCCGAUGCAGAGGGCAAGGUACAAGAGGGUGAGAUGCCGCCCUGACGCGUGGUCUGCCAACUGCAUCGAGGAGAAGGGGCCCUGGUUUUACCUGCCCACUGGUGGAGCCAACAGGAUCCUUCCUCCCAUGGCAGACCCGUCCCUGAUGAGGCGAUACCAGGAGCUGGGUGACAUAUUUCCUCUCUCCGAUGAGGAUUCUGGCUCUGGGUCCAAUACUAUGGUGGGAGCAGAGCCAGCCUCUGGGUCAGGGCUUGGUGACAGUGACAGCUUCUCCGAGGCGAAGCUGCCUGUCUUCCUGGAGGGUCUGCGAGACACCAAGCUGAAGGAGAAGCUGUCGGAGGAGGAUUUGCUCCUGUAGGGUUUGAGAUGUCCCUCACGUCCUGCUCCCUUGCUGAGUCCUCCCCAGAGCCUGACCCGACAGCCAUGAAGCAGUUUUAAACCAACUCCACAUCAAUAAAAACCUUACCUUAAGAUCUUUACUGCUUUCACUCACUGAAAA